This is a messenger RNA of Arachis duranensis, 4045 nucleotides long. RefSeq lists its product as uncharacterized. NCBI's taxonomy places the organism in Eukaryota, Viridiplantae, Streptophyta, Magnoliopsida, Fabales, Fabaceae. Gene Ontology annotation, molecular function: protein dimerization activity. Bases 1249 to 3462 code for a protein of 737 amino acids. The record is from RefSeq and is a predicted model, not a curated record. The transcript has 2 exons.
UAAAACAACAUGAAGUUAAAUAGCAGAAAAAGCUGACUCUUACUCACUCAAACCAGAAAAUUAGUUGCAGAAUUUCAAUUUCAAUUCAGGAGAAAUAAACAAACAAAACCUACCUAUCAAUUAGUUGCAGAAUUUCAAUUUCAAUUUCAAUUAUUCAGUUGAAAAAUCAGUUGAAACAGGCAAACAAUUAUUCAAUCAAUUAUUCAAUCACUAUAUUAGUUCACACUUCACAGUUCACAGAAAAACAAUUAUUCAAUCACUAUAUCACCAUAUCAGUUCACAGUUGAAUGACUUGAAUCAGAGUUCACAAAACUUCACUAUAUCAAUAAACCACAUAUCAGAUACAGUGUUUUAAAAUUGCGGCCAUGGCGGCGCCAUGGCGGAAUGGCGUGGCGGGAUUUGACCUCACCGCCAUAUGUAGGCCACCGCAACGUGCUUAUCACGGCGGGGCAAAAGGCGCCGCAAUGGCGGUGGCGCCAUGGCGGUCCGCCAUGGAGAAUGGCGAAAAUGGCGGAUUUUUUCGGGUUUUUUAAAAAAAUUCGGGGGUAAUUGGGUAAUUUUGCAAAACCCUAAAUGAAAGUGUAACCCACCUUCAGCAGCUGCAGUUCAAAAACGAGCCUUCAACCUCCAGAACGGCUCUUUCUCUGUUCUCUUUCUCUCUUCUCUCUGCCUCCAAUCACCGCUGAGCCACUGCCCGUCGCCGUCCGUCGCCGCCCGUCGCCGGUGGUGGUCACCGCCGUUCAUCACCACAAUUCCCUCUUUUUUCUGGUUUGUAGAAGUACCGUUUCUUUUUUUUUUCAUUCAGUGAAUCAGUUCACCCACUUCCCUGUCUCCUUCUCCUUCUCUUCCCUCAUAAACUUCUCUUCCUCCAAUUUUUUUUCCUUUCAGCUCAGUUCAUCAUGUCAACUUCUAGACCAGCCCCUGCCUCUACCCCUGUUCCUACCCCUGCCCCUGCCUCUGCCUCUGCUGGCCAUGUUGCUGGAACUGCUGCUCGUCCUGCAGCUGCUGUCCGUGCCAGUAGGAUUGAUCCAGGGUGGAAAUAUGUUACUGCUGUAGAAGAGGGAAAUACCAAUGACACCAUAUGUAAUUUUUGUGGAAAAAUUACGAGAGGAAGAAUUACACGGGCAAAGGAGCACUUAAUGAUUAAGCCUGGGAAUGUUGCUGGAUGUAAAAUGGUCCCAAAGGAUGUUAUUGCUGAAUUAUGGGAGUUCUACAACCAAAAAAAAAAAUUGAGGAAGACAAAGUUCUAUGCCGGCAAGCACUGAGGAACAUAGUGUCAAUGCUAGGGAGCUUGAUUUAGAUAGUUUGGGCUUUGGAUUGUCAGAGGAAGAUGCUCAAGGAAUUGAUGAAAUUCCAAAUCCAACUCCAAUGGCAGCAGCUAGAGGGGGGGCAAGUUCUAUGAGAGGUCCAAUGGACUUGUUUAUGAAAAGACCCGAAACUGCCAUUGCAAGAAACAAAAAGGAGAAAUUGAGGCAACAGAAUAUCAAGGAAGCAUGUAAUAAGGAAGCAGUUCGUAGAGUUCAUCGAUACAUAGCCCGGUGGUUCUACCAAGCUGGGAUUCCAUUGAAUCCAAUGAGAUUGAAGAGUUUUCAAGAAAUGUUGUGGGCUGUUGGAAGCUUUGGUCCUAAUUUACCUGCUCCCACUUAUCAUGCUCUAAGGGUGCUACUCCUUAAUGAAGAAUUAGAAUACACCAAAGACUUGUUGAAGGGUCAUAAGGAACAAUGGGAAAAGUAUGGCUGCUCUAUUAUGUCAGAUGCUUGGACGGAUAAGAGACAACGGAGCAUUAUCAAUUUUCUUGUAAACUCUCCUGCUGGGACAAUGUUUUUGAAGUCUAUUGAUGCCUCUGAUUAUGUGAAGACGGGUGAAAAAAUGUUUGAGCUUCUUGAUGGUAUUGUUGAGGAAAUUGGGGAGCAAAAUGUUGUUCAAGUUGUAACUGACAACGGGAGCAAUUAUGUUCUAGCCGGUAAGUUGCUGAUGGAGAAAAGACCGAAUUUGUUUUGGACCCCGUGUGCUGCCCAUUGUUUGGAUUUGAUGCUUGAAGACAUUGGGAAGUUACCGUUAAUCCAAAAAACCAUAAAAAGUGCCAUUUCUUUGGUUAGCUUCACUUAUAGCCACUCUAGCACUUUAUCCAUGUUGAGACAAUUCACAAAUGGCAAGGAAUUGGUGAGGCAUGCAGUCACCCGAUUUGCCACUUCAUUUCUCUCUUUGGAAAGGCUUUAUGAGGAGAAAGGAAAUCUAAGAAGAAUGUUCACUUCGGAUGAUUGGGUAAGGAAUAAGUUGUCAAGGGAGGCAAAAGGGAGGGAGGCAACAAAGAUUGUUAUUAGGCCCUCUUUUUGGAAUCAUGUCAAGUACACCCUUAAGAUCAUGGGGCCUCUUGUUCGGGUGCUUCGACUUGUUGAUGGGGAGAAGAAGCCGCCAAUGGGUUAUAUAUAUGAAGCAAUGGAGAAGGCAAAGGAAUGCAUCAUGAAAACAUUUUCUAAUGAUGUGAACAAAUAUUCUGAAGUUUUUAAAAUCGUUGACAACAGAUGGAAUUGCCAACUUCAUCGUCCGUUGCAUGCAGCUGGUCAUUUUCUGAAUCCGGAUUUGUUUUAUGAUAAUCCUCGCAUUGAAUUGGAUUUAGAAGUUACAAAGGGAUGGUUUGAGUGCAUCACUAGAUUGGUGCCAAGUGUAGCUGUGCAAGAGAAGAUAUUGGAGGAGCAAGCACUAUAUAAGGCCGGCUAUGGACUUUUUGGAUCAUCCUUUGCAAAAUCUCAGAGGAAAAAGAUUUCACCCGCAUUUUGGUGGCGGACAUAUGGGCAUGAAGCUCCAAACAUGCGAGACCUUGCUAUCAAGAUCUUGAGCUUGACUUGUAGUGCUUCUAGAUGUGAGUGCAAUUGGAGUAUAUUUGAGCAUAUUCAUACUAAGAAAAGAAAUAGGCUUGAUCAUGAAAGGAUGGAGAGUUUGGUCUUCAUAAAGUAUAACCAACAACUCAUCGAGAGGUAUAACCUUAAAGAUGAAGUUGACCCUAUUGCACUCAAUGACAUUGAUGAGUGUAAUGAGUGGUUAAUGGGAGAAAUUGGAACUACCACCUUUCGAGAUGAUGAUAAUGUGGAUGAUGAUGCUGAUUUGGUUCAUCAAGAUGACAACACUUUGAGUUGGAACCUUAUUUUUGAAGCAAUAGAAGGACAUGAGCCUACGACAUAUACUAGAAGACAACAAAAUAGAAAAAGAAAAGAACCUGCAACUGCAAGAGGUGGUGCAAAGGGUGGACCAAGUGGGUCUAAGGCUUCAAAAAAAGGAAAAGGAAAAGCAGUAAUUGUGGAAGAGGAAGAAGAACCAGAUUUUGAAGAUGAAGAGGAUUCUGAAAAUGAAGAAGAACAAGAAGAGGAGAUUCAAUUCAAUGAUACUGAAUCAGAGGAUGAUGAGGGGGUAGAGGGACACGAUAAUAAUCGUGUUAAUUUGGAUGAAUUUGAUGAGAGCUAGAAAUAGAAUGUAGAUGGUUUAUAGUUUUUAUGUUUUAUGUCUUCUAUUUUAUGGCUUGCUUAUGACUUUUGAGUUAUGAUUUGAACUUGAUGUUAUAUUUAUUUGCUAAAUUUGCUACUAUAUUUGCUAUAUUAAUUAGAUGUUUUAUGACUAGAAAGUUGCUUAUAUAGAUAGAUUUUAUAGUUUAUUAUAUUUGCAAUUUUUCUGCAUGUUUUUUUUGUACAUAUAUGUGUAUUUUAGGUAAUCCGCCAUUUCCGCCAUUUUCCGCAACGCCAUCCGCUAUAACUUUAUGGCGGAUUUUUGGCUCACCGCCAUGAGUCGCCAUCCGCAAUAAAAAACUAUGAUCAGAUAUCACUAUAUCAGAGUUCACAGAACUUCACAGAAUCAAGUAAUUAUUCAAUCGUAAAUUCAUAGUUAAUAAAAAAAAUUACCUAGAGAACACACAAGAGACAGUGGUUGUGGAAGGAGACAGAGACACCGAGAGACAAAGACAAAGACACCGAGCGACCAAGGGAGACAGAGACACCGAGAGACACCGAGGGAGACAGAGCAGUAGAUGGUGGCUUCGAAGGUCGCGAUGGCU